AUGCAGGAGACAAUUUCUUCCAGGGGCAAGGCCUUCGCCGGUAAGAGGCCCGCCUUCUUUGACGUCCUCAGUGAUCUCUGGGAUCCGGAGUCCAAUGUCACCGGUAUUGUGAAUAUCGGGUUGGCCGAAAACUCUUUAAUACAUCACGAGCUUGUGGACUUCAUGAAUCUCCAGAACAAUGCGAAGGCCCAUGCUCUUACAUACGGGGAUGGUUUUUCAGGAUCCAAGGCGCUCCGAGAAGCGUUAUGCCGGUUUUUGAACCGGAGGUUUAACCCUCAUGUUCCACUUGUGCCGUCUCAUCUGUUGGUAACCCCAGGCGUAAGUAAUGCGGUUGAGUGUUGCGCCUGGUCUCUGUUCGAGCCAGGUGACCACGUUCUGGUGGGCCGACCUUACUGGACUACGUUUAGACACUUAUUCGGGACACGAGCUGGUGUGAAUGUUCUCGAAGUUUCAUUUGGAUCUGUGGAUCCGUUCAGCCAUGAAGCGGUCAGACUAUAUGAAACGGCCUACAACACAGCCGUUAACGAUGGGAAACAAGUCAAAGCCAUUCUGCUCUGCUCCCCAAAUAACCCUCUUGGCCGCUGCUACCGAAGGGAUGUACUUGAGUCUUAUAUGGCCUUGUGCAACACGUGUCAAUUACACCUAAUAUCCGACGAGAUCUAUGGGCUAUCUGUCUGGAAUAACCCGAGCUUGGGAGAUAGCACCGCGUUUACGUCUGUUCUGGCGGUCAAUGCUGCUCAGAUCAUGGACCCCAGUAUGGUUCAUGUGGUAUGGGGUUUGAGCAAGGACUUCGGUGCGACAGGUCUGCGGAUCGGCUGUCUGAUUAGCCAAGGAAAUGCAGCGUUCCUCACGUCAGCGGAGGGCAUAUCGUUAUUUAACUUCCCAUCUAGUCUGGCCGAUAAUGUCGCUACUUCCCUCCUGAUGAACAAUGAACUUGUGGAUCAAUUCGUAUCGUUGACGCAAUCACGACUAGCGGAAAGCUACAACCACGUAACGGAGACUUUACGAAAGCAAAAUAUUCCAUUUCAAGAGUCAAAUUCUGCACUAUUCGUCUGGGCAAAUCUGGCAGCGGUUGUCAAAGAUGGGCCUGUCCCAGACGAGGAAAUUCUCUCAAGACUCUGGGCUAAGCGGGUGUAUGUCACUUCUGGUUCAACCUAUGCGAGUGAAAGGGAGGGAUGGUUCCGAAUAGUGAUAGCACAUCCCAGACAUGUCCUAGACGAGGGCUUGGAUCGCAUUGUGUCUGCACUGUUGUAA
Molecule: messenger RNA, 1254 nt
Organism: Aspergillus costaricaensis CBS 115574
Lineage: Eukaryota; Fungi; Ascomycota; Eurotiomycetes; Eurotiales; Aspergillaceae
Product: pyridoxal phosphate-dependent aminotransferase
Exons: 7
Coding region: 1-1254 (417 amino acids)
Biological process (GO): biosynthetic process; amino acid metabolic process
Molecular function (GO): transaminase activity; pyridoxal phosphate binding
Source: RefSeq, a predicted model, not a curated record